UAAAAUGUGUCUGAAGGCAAAUUUGACAGUAGAAAAUGGUAGAAAUUUAGAGGAAAACAUUUUUGUUGAAUUCUCUACUUGCUUGAAAUAUCUAGAAUGACAGGUGUAAAUUCACUCCUAACAUUUACUUUGAUCUUUGUUGCAUGGUGUUUGGCUAGAACCUAUUGAAUCUAAAGAUUAAUCAGAUCCUAAUAUGAGCUGCAAUCUCUUAUUUUUCAUCUAUUAUGUAACUAUAGAAGAGAUUUUAAGGGUUGUAAAGAAAUUGUUUAUUGAUCUUUAAUUUGAGUAAGUUUUGUUUCAGCAUAUGAUGGAAGAAAAUGUCAGCUGUGUUACGUACACAUUAAAGAAUGUAAGCUGUGUAUCUGGUCACAAGAUAUCAUCAACAGUGCCCCACAACCACUAGAAAGCUGCCAGUAGGCCUACUUUGACCGAGUGCGAGAAACGAAUGCAUUAUCUUCUCCUCCCACGAGUAUCCGUUUAUACUUCAUCCAAUAAAAAGAACAAACAAGUUAUAAAUAUAAAAUUAUUUCCUAGGCAAUAAAUGCAUAGCGAAACUCGGCAACGAACUGGUUUCUUAGUGGUUUCUAGUCAAAUCAAGGACGAAGAAAGAAAAAAAAAAAAGAAAACAUUAAGCUCCUUGUAUUUUCUUAUCAUUUGUCUGGGUGCUAUUAUUUUCCUAUUUACUUUUAGCCAAAACCCAAAACUAAAUCUACUGUUCUUUACCCCAGAAGAUGUCAACUUCUUUCAACUUCACGAUUGUCCACAUGCGAUCAUUCAAUCUCAACUUCGGUCAUCUUUGAAUCUUCUCCUCACUUUUGUCAGCCACUCAUUUUUCAGCGGGUCGAACUUAAAAGGGGACCACGUAGCACGUACACAGCGAAUCUUAAAGUUCAAUUCCUUACGCAGUCGACGGUCAGUUGUUGUUUCGAAGUGGAUCCGAGUGGAUGCUAUUUAGAGAACGGCGUUGAAUACCCCGUAGCUCGACAUGUUAUCACAGGUGACCGGGUCGCUGAGUUUGUGGGCGUCAAUUCCGUCCUUUCUCGCCACCUAUCUCUACUACAGCAUGUUCGAAAAUAGCAAUCCGGAAGGAUUUGUCACCGAUGUUACCUCGUUUUUGACGGAAUAUGAUUUCAUCGUCAUUGGAGCCGGGUCUGCUGGUGCGGUGGUGGCCAACCGGCUCAGCGAAGUGUCGGAUUGGAACGUUUUGCUGCUGGAGGCAGGAGGAGAUGAGCCAAUGGUUGCCGAUAUUCCCGGAACCGCUGCUUUCCUCCAACGAAGCAACGUUGAUUGGAAUUACAAGACCGUUCCUCAAACUCGAGCCUGUCUUUCCAUCGAAGGCCAUAGGUGUUUAUGGCCAAGAGGUAAAGUUCUCGGUGGUUCGUCCGUCCUCAAUUACAUGAUGUACAUUAGAGGCAACAAAAAAGAUUAUGACGAAUGGAGUAAAGAGAAUCCUGGAUGGUCCUACGACGAUGUAUUGCCGUACUUCAUCAAGUCGGAAGACAACCGGAACCCGUACGUAGCGGCCAAUACAAAAUACCACGGAACGGGUGGCUAUUUGACAGUCCAAGAGCCACCGUACAAGACGCCAUUGGUCACAGCUUUCAUUGAAGGAGGCGUCGAGAUGGGAUACCAACAUGUUGAUCCUAACGCGCAUCAGCAAAUAGGUUUCACCAGUGUGCAAGGAACGAUUCGCAGGGGAGCGCGAUGCUCCACGGCCAAAGCAUUUCUUCGGCCAGUGCGCAAACGCUCAAAUCUUCACAUUUCAAUGCAUUCGCAUGUCCAUAAGAUCAUCAUCGACCCGGUAACCAAGCAAACGACUGCUGUCCGCUUCGAAAAGAAAGGCAAAAUUUACCAAAUCAAAGUUAACAAGGAAGUUGUCGUCUCGGCUGGAGCCAUCAACAGUCCGCAAGUGUUGAUGUUGAGCGGAGUGGGUCUAGCAGAUCAUCUGAAAUCAUUCGGAAUUCCUCUGAUUGCCGACCUGGCUGUUGGCGACAAUCUUCAAGACCACCCUGAAAUUAUGGGCAUGGUCUUUAACGUCGAUAAGCCUUACGGGAUGAUGGAAACACGGUACUAUAAUUUACCAACGAUUCUCAAUUAUACCCUCAACUCCAAUGGGCCCAUGUCCAUGUUGGGCGGAUGCGAGGGUCUUGGUUGGAUUAAAUCGAAAUACGCACCAACUGAGGACGAUGAUUGGCCGGAUCUUGGACUCACUUUUCUCUCCGGAACUGCCGCAUCCGAAAGCGGCGGAAUCCUGCGUCACAACUUUGGUUUCACUGAUGAAAUUUGGGAUAGCUAUUUCAAGCCGUUAGUCAAUACGGACAUGUUGCAGUUUCAUCUUUGGCUACUUCGCCCUCUGUCGAGGGGAACCAUACGGUUGUCUUCAUCCGAUCCUUACACUCCUCCUCUGAUCGAUCCAAAUUAUUUCAGCGAAACAGCGGAUAUGGACACUAUCAUCGAAUCUUUGAAAUUCGCCUUAGCUUUGGUCAAAACAACAGCGUUCAAAAAAUUGGGGACGAAAUUCUACGACAAGAUAUUCCCAGGCUGUGAAGGCUACACCCCGUGGACGGAUGAUUAUUGGCGCUGUUUCGUCCGUUACACUUCAUCCACCGGAUACCAUCCGUCUGGAUCGUGCAAGAUGGGCCCGUCCACAGAUACAAAAGCUGUCGUCGAUCAUCAAUUGAAAGUUCAUGGGAUCAAGGGUUUGAGAGUGGCUGACUGUUCCAUCAUGCCAGUGAUAGUGUCGGGCAAUACUAACGCUCCAGCGAUUAUGAUUGGAGAGAAAGUCUCGGACAUGAUUAAAGAAUCUUGGCUGAAAAUAAAAAAGGAAAAGAAGGAAGAUGUUUCUCAGCUCAAAGAAGAGACUUUGCUUGUUGAAGAAAAUGAAAAAGAGAAGCAAGAUUAACACUAUUUAUAUUAUGACCAUACAUUAUCAUAAAUUAUCUCGUAAUAAAUUAUUAUAAUUUUCUA
Messenger RNA from Daphnia pulicaria, 2967 nucleotides. RefSeq names its product glucose dehydrogenase [FAD, quinone]-like. The coding region runs from base 986 to 2902 and encodes 638 amino acids. NCBI's taxonomy places the organism in Eukaryota, Metazoa, Arthropoda, Branchiopoda, Diplostraca, Daphniidae. The transcript is spliced from 9 exons. Gene Ontology annotation, molecular function: oxidoreductase activity, acting on CH-OH group of donors; flavin adenine dinucleotide binding. The record is from RefSeq and is a predicted model, not a curated record.